AUGAUUACUGUGGACUUUGAUGUAGUGGAGGAGCCAUGUGAGAGGGUCAAGAACAACAGAGUAAUUGCAAAGAACGGUGGUGCGCGAGUACGGAAGAAUACUUACAGAGGAAUCAAGCGAAGGCCAUGGGGCAAGUGGGUUGCGGAAAUAAGGGAUCCAUGCAAGGGCGUUCGCGUGUGGCUCGGCACCUUCGCCACUACAGAAGAAGUCGCACACGCCUACAACGACACUGUCGUACUCAUCCGCGGAGACAAGGCUAAGCUCAACUUCCCCGAGCAUCACCGCCACCCACCCAACAUGAACAACAACCCAUUCCUCAACCCCGAGUUGACUUAG
Molecule: messenger RNA, 336 nt
Organism: Vigna radiata var. radiata (mung bean)
Lineage: Eukaryota; Viridiplantae; Streptophyta; Magnoliopsida; Fabales; Fabaceae
Product: ethylene-responsive transcription factor RAP2-3-like
Exons: 1
Coding region: 1-336 (111 amino acids)
Biological process (GO): regulation of DNA-templated transcription; ethylene-activated signaling pathway
Molecular function (GO): DNA-binding transcription factor activity; DNA binding
Source: RefSeq, a predicted model, not a curated record